Salvelinus fontinalis (brook trout) is the source of this 10548-nucleotide messenger RNA. RefSeq names its product piezo-type mechanosensitive ion channel component 2-like. Gene Ontology annotation, molecular function: monoatomic cation channel activity; mechanosensitive monoatomic ion channel activity. Lineage: Eukaryota; Metazoa; Chordata; Actinopteri; Salmoniformes; Salmonidae. The record is from RefSeq and is a predicted model, not a curated record. The transcript is spliced from 52 exons. Gene Ontology annotation, cellular component: plasma membrane. Gene Ontology annotation, biological process: detection of mechanical stimulus; cellular response to mechanical stimulus; regulation of membrane potential. The coding region runs from base 778 to 9555 and encodes 2925 amino acids.
UUCUUGCCUGACUUCUCAAUGGUGGAGUCAUUUGUCAGUUACAGGGUGGUCUUGUGAAGUUUUCAUUGAGGAUGAGAAAAGUGUAAUCAUACGAGAUAGUAAAACAUACAGCUGUACGGGAGCUGGGGCGUGAGCGACGACUGUUAAUGUAGGCUUCUCCAUAGGAAAGCAUAGUCACGCUUUUACGCACUUCCAGGUGUCUUCUCUUACCAAACUAAGUGAAUAAAGAAACCCGACAAUUGACAAACUGCGUUCACUAUCCAAGGCCGGGAUUAUGAAUUUGCAACUUGUUGACUGUUUUUAAUAAUUGUUUUCUAUCUUAAGCGCGGUGCUGGAGUUAUUUAUUUACUAUUAGGCCUACGCGCGAUCCACAAUCAAGACAACCGUUAUCAACAGGUAGUCUAAUGUGGAUAAACUGCAAUGUUGUUGAUUUGCUGUUACAACCACACUUUUUUUUGUGCAAGAAAUUGUAGGCUGCUCCGCGUGACGAGUGUUAUCCUACUGGUCCAGAUGUUUGGGAUAUUGGAUGUGGGGUGUUGAAACUAGGAUAGAGGACGCUGCCGUGCCUAAACUUUACUCGGCUGUUGGCUAUGGUUUAUCAAAAGCGCUGUUUUGGACUUGGACUUCUAAAAAUGAUGUCGGAGACACCAACGGGACAAUGCCCUCUCACCUGGACGUUGGAGAGAGCUGGACGGGUGCAUUGAGAUUCCCUUAUGCCAGAUAGCAGCGUAUCACCAUUAAAUAGCUUUUCUGUUUAUAUUUGAUAAAUCCUACGGAAUGGCUUCCCAGGUGGUGUGCGGACUGGUCUUCAGGCUGCUGCUGCCAGUCUGUCUCGCUGCAGCCUGUCUGUUCCGGUACAAUGGGUUCUCUUUUGUCUACCUCAUCUACCUCCUGCUCAUCCCACUGUUCCCAGAACCCACCAAAACAACAAUGCAAGGUCACACAGGGCGCCUGCUUAAGUCCCUAUGCUUCACCGGUAUGGCUUUCCUGCUGCUACACAUCAUCUACCAGGUUACCAUCAACAGUCUGCUAGCAGGAGACAGCAUAGAACCCAACUUCAACUGUUCAACAUGGGAGAAGUCGGUGCGACAGCUGGGCUUGGAAAGCGUCCGGGGUGCUGAUGCAGGAAACGGCAUCCGUGUGUUCAUGCCAGACAUCGGCAUGUUCGUGGCGGGCCUGGUCACGUGGCUACUGUGCCUGAGUCUGGAGGAGAAGCCGAAGGUGAAAGACAAAUCACAGCAGCAUGACGUCGAAUGCGAGUCGGACAGUCAGGAAAAGAAGGAAGAGGAGGUUGAGAAAGAGGAGGAGAAAAAGGAGGAGGUUGAGUUGGAGGAGGACGACCUGAUGUUCGAGGAGGACUUUGAGACGGGCGAGGAUGGAGAUGGAGAGAUGACUGGGGACGAGGUGGAGGAGGGAGGAGAGGGGCAAGAAGGGGAUGGAGAAGUAGAGGAGGAGAGCACCAAGAUGAAGAUCCUUCGUCAGAUAGCGGCGAUGGCAUCCAAAGUCAAGGAGAUCAUUGGGAACCUUAUUACCACUGCAGGGAAAGUAGUAGUCACCAUUCUACUGGGCCUUACAGGCAUCAUGUUGCCCUCUCUGACCUCUGCAGUCUACUUCUUCACCUUCCUCGGCCUGUGUACCUGGUGGUCCUUCUGUCGGCCAUUCCACCCGCUCAUCUUCAGCUGUCUGUGUGUCCUCAUGGCCAUCUUCAGCGCUGGACACCUGGUGAUUCUCUACCUCUACCAGUUCCAGUUCUUCCAGGAGCUCAUCCCACCCGGGGAUAGCUACGCCAGUCUGUUUGGUAUCUUGUCGGUGGUCCAGUCCGACUGCUCCCACACCUGGAUGUUCCGGGUCAACCCGGCACUGUCCUGGCACCACUAUGUCAACCCCAUCAUGCUGCUGCUGCUCUACUACACCCUGGCCACACUCAUACGCCUCUGGCUGCAGGACCCCACAGACACGGCGCCUGGUGAGAGCAAAGGGGCAGAACUGGGUAACGGGGAGGAGCCUAUGGUUGAUGACAUCACCUCCACAGCAGAGAAGAGGAGAGAAGUGUGGAGCAUGGCUCACCACACAGAUGACAGAAACGUUUUGAUAGUAACCUCCAACGGGUCUCCUCCGGACCUUGUCCACACCAACGGGUCUCCUCCGGACCUUGUCCACACCAACGGGCUGCUGGACCUGCACUCCACACCGCAGUACAAACCAGGCCAACCAGGGCCAGAUCUGGGGAGUGUGUAUGAGGUGGUGGUUGUGCAGGGUGAGGGUUUGAAAGAAGAGAUGGAUGCAGGGGCGAUGGCGUGGGCGAUGGCGCCGGGGGAAGGAAUGGCGCGAGCUAAUGCGGUGGUCACGGCCUUCAGGUUCAUCAUGAAGCAAAGCUACAUCUGUGCUCUCAUUGCAAUGAUGGCGUGGAGUAUCACUUAUGUCAGCUGGCUGACCUUUGUGUUUCUCAUCUGGUCCUGCACGCUGUGGAUGGUGCGCGACCGCCGUCAGUACACCAUGACCACCUCCCCCUUCAUGGUGUUCUAUGGGAACCUGUUGAUCAUCCUACAGUAUAUCUGGAGCUUCGAGCUCCUCCAACCCGUGCCCGGGCUUUUCUUAAAGAAAGAGGUGCCCUUCCGGGAACUGGGCUCCAAGAUGCUGUGCCUGCUGAGUUUCUGGCUGCUGCUGAGACAAGCGUUGACAGAGAGGAAGGAGAGCCAGAGAGAAGAGGUGCUAUUGGACAUCAGGGUCAUCCAUGCCCACAAGAAGGAGGACAAGGAAGUGAUGGAUGAGAGCGGUGGCCACAGGGAGAUGAUGGAGGUGCUAGGCAACACUCUCAUGGCCAUGUUGAACAAGUACUGGAUCUAUAUCUGCGGCGGCAUGUUCUUCUUCGUCAGCUUCGAGGGACGCAUCGUCAUGUACAAGAUCAUCUACAUGAUGCUCCUCCUCUUCUGUGUGGCCUGCUACCAGGUGCACUACGAGUGGUGGAGAAGCAUGCUGAAGUACUUCUGGAUGUCUGUGGUGGUGUACACCAUGCUGGUCCUCAUCCUGAUCUACACCUUCCAGUUUGACUCCUCCAUCCACGUCUGGUUCAACAUGACCGGCAUGAGCAAGGACAAACUGGAGGACCUGGGUCUGGAGAAGUUCUCUGUCCCGGCUCUGUUCACAAGGAUCUUCCUCCCCACCUCCUUCCUGUUGGUCUGCAUCCUCCACCUGCACUACUUCCACCAGCGCUUCCUCCUGCUCACUGACAUCAAGACGGUGGCCGACAAACAGAAGAGCACGAUCACCAGGCUGGUGCACCUAGAUGGCAGUCUGGCAGAUAUCUCUCUCAUCAAACCCACCCUCACUGUGACCACCAAAGACGAGGAGGCUGGGGAGAAGGUGCAGCUGGAAGAGGAAGACGGGAAGAAGGAGGAGGAGAAGAAGAGAAGUUAUGAGGAGGAGGAGGAGGAGGAGGAAGAGGAGGAGGAGAAGAGGUAUGAAGAACCCCUGGAGCACUGCAGCAAGGCGGAGUCCUCGGUCGACGAGAUGUCAGACCUGAGGAGUAAGUGGUAUCUGGUGGUGGACCGCCUCACGGUGCUCUUCUUCAAGUUUCUGCAGUACUUCCAGCAGCUGCAGCUGACCGUCUGGUGGCUCCUGGAGCUCCACAUCAUCAAGAUCGUCUCCUCCUACAUCAUCUGGGUCUCAGUCAAAGAGGUGUCUCUGUUCAACUACGUGUUCCUGGUGAGUUGGGCGUUCGCCCUGCCCUUCGGUCAGUUCAGGCCCCUGGCCUCCAGCGUCUGUACCGUCUGGACCUGUGUCAUCAUCGUCUGCAAGAUGCUCUACCAACUCACCUCUAUAAACCCCUCUACGUACUCGAAGAACUGCACCAUGCCUGUGAACUACACGGAUAACCAGAGGAGUGAGAUGGCUCACUCCCUGCUCUACAGCGCCCCUGUGGACCCAGCCAACUGGGUGGGUCUCCGCAAGUUCUCCCCCCUACUGGAGAACCUGAGGAACAACCUGUUGAUUCUGGCCCUGCUGGUGUUCGAGGUGACCAUCUACCGCCACCAGGACCUGUACCGCAUGAGGAACAACCUCACCACGCCCGUCACCAGAACCAUCUUCCACGAUAUCACCCGGCAACACCUCGACGACAGCAUCGUCAACGGUGCCAAGUACUUCAUCAACUACUUCUUCUACAAGUUCGGCCUGGAGACAUGCUUACUGUUGGCGGUGAACGUGAUUGGCCAGAGGAUGGACUUCUACGCCAUGCUCCACGCUUUCGGCCUGAUCGCAGUCAUCUACCAGCGGCGCCGGAAGGCCAUCGCUGACACCUGGCCCAAGUACUGUUGCUUCCUGGCCUGCAUGCUCACCUUCCAGUACUUUGUCUGCAUUGGCGUCCCCCCGGCCGCCUGCAAAGACUACCCAUGGAGGUUCCCCUCGUCCUCCACAGACUCCAACGUCAUCAAGUGGCUGUACUUCCCUGACUUCCACACCAAGCCCAACCCAAUGUUCCUGCUCUAUGACUUCAUGCUGCUGCUGUGUGCCUCGCUGCAGAGACAGGUGUUUGAGGAGGAGAACGAGGAGGCCGUGCGCCUCCUGGCCGGUGACAACACGGAGAUCUGCAGGGACGCCGCCUCCUUCAGUCGACACAACCCCGUCCCAGACUUCAUACACUGCAGAUCCUACCUGGACAUGCUGAAGGUGAUCAUGUUCAGCUACCUCUUCUGGUUCGUGCUCACCAUCAUCUUCAUCACGGGCACCACGCGCAUCUCCAUCUUCUGUAUGGGCUACCUGGUGGCCUGCUUUUACUUCCUGCUCUUUGGGGGUGACCUGCUGCUCAAGCCAAUCAAAAGCAUCCUGCACUAUUGGGACUUCCUGAUCGCCUACAACGUGUUUGUUAUCACCAUGAAGAACAUCCUCUCGAUACUGGCCUGUGGAUACAUAAAGUCCCUGGUCACCAAUCACUGUUGGCUCAUACAGCUGUUCAGCCUGGCCUGCACUAUAAAAGGCUAUUCUAAACCUGAGCAACAGGCCAACAAGCAUUGUGAGUUGCCUAGCGACGAGGCAGGCAUCAUCUGGGACAGCAUCUGUUUUGCCUUCCUGUUGCUACAGCGACGCGUAUUCAUGAGCUACUACUUCCUGCACGUGGUCGCCGACAUUCGCUCCUCACAGAUCCUCGCCUCCAGAGGGGCUGAGCUGUUCCAAGCGACCAUAGUGAAAGCUGUAAAAGCCAGGAUCGAAGUGGAGAAGAGGUCGAUGGACCUGCUGAAGAGACAAAUGGACCGUAUCAAGAGUCGACAGCAGAAGUUCAAGAGGGGGAAGGAGAGGAUUUUGAGCUUGGUGCAGGAGAGCGGAGACGCAGGCCACGGACACAGCAAGGACGAGGAGGAUGAAGAUAAAGAAAGGAGCAGGGUGGAUAAAAUACAGCGGUGGUGGAGGCCGUGGGUUGACCAUGCAUCCAUGGUGAGAAGUGGUAACUAUUACCUGUUUGAGACGGACAGUGAAGAAGAGGAGGAAGAGGAGGAUAAAAAUGAGGAAGAACAGCCCAAGAAGUCUGCAUUUCAGUUUGUUUACCACGCCUGGAUGACCAAUUCCAAGACAGCCAUGAAGGAGCGCAGCAAGGAGAAACGCCGCUUCUGGAAGAAAUACACUGAAGGGAGCAGCAGCAAGUCAAGGAAAGAGGACCUGGAGGAAGCAGUUCAUGUUGCUAUGGAAGAGGAGGAUCAGGAGGAGAAGAAAACAGAUGGAUCAGACAACGUCCUGAAGCGAGUCUUCAACAUAGUCAAGUUCUCCUGGGUGUUGUUCCUGGCCAUGUUGGACAGUUUCACAGCCUGGAUCAACUCCAUGUGUCAGGAACACCUGGACAUCUCCACCGUGCUGCACAUCGAGCGCUGUAUGCUCACGCACCAGGUUAAUAAGGGGAACAAGCCUUCCCGGGAGAGCAUCCACGUGUACUACCGCAAGCAGAUGUGCAAGGCUGCGUCCAUUGAGUCUGGCCUGGAGAGAACCGAGGAGGAGACGUGCCAGGACUGCAUCCCCCACAAGGCCGAGAGGCAGAGCUGUGCCUGUCUGGAGAGCCAAGAAUCUACAGUGUCUCAUGAUAGCCUGUCCAGUGUAUACACAGAGAGCACACUGCUCUACUCCUGUCGCUCCACUCUGGACCACACUGACAUGGGUCCUGACAACGUCCAGGUGCCCAAGACCAGCGAACGCGCCCGUCCUAAACUCUGCAAGAUGGAGGGGCUGGACCUAAAGUCCACCUCUUCAGCUGACAGCGGAGGCAGCCAGGCCAGUGAGCACACCCAGUGUACAGCCCUCUGUUCCCACCAGGGAACCACAGACACCAUCGAGGAGACAGGAGAGGAGCCAGACCAGGACCUCCAAGAGUCCCACUCCUCCUACACUGAGACCCCAUCCACCUCCACCUCCAUGGGGCUGUACAUGGAACAUGAGGGGGUUCUUCUCUCCAGGUCCAGGGCUAUGGACUGGGACAGUAGGGACAGCGUCCUGGAAGUCAAACAGACAGGGUGCGAGAGAGGACCGUGCUACGCCCACCACAGUGAGCUCCAGCUCUACCAGGCAGACCUCCCCAGUACCACCCCCACAGACACAGACAUCCCCCCCUCGUACAGCAGAGCUACAGGCCUUGACAGGGAGGGGGCCUCGUACACCAGGGCCACGGGCCUGGACAGUGAGGGGGCCUCGUACACCAGGGCCACGGGCCUGGUCAGGGAGGGGGACUCGUACAGCAGAGCUACAGGCUUGGUCAGGGAGGAACGGGCCUCAUCCAUUAGGGCCCAUCAUAAGAAGAGGUUGGUUGUGGUGACGCCUGACGAGAAGUCUGAUUUUCUGUCGGGCGUCACGAGUGGCACGUUUCCCUCGCUCACCCACGAGCUGACGGCCAGCGAUCUGCUACGCAAUAGGAUGUUCUACGAUGAGGAGUUGGAGGAUUCAGAGCGUUUCUACGGCAAUCAGCCGGCAGUGCUGCAGCUGCUCUAUGCUCUGUACAACAUGCUGGUGGCCCACUCAGAGAUGGUGUGUUUCCUGGUCAUCAUCCUCAACCACAUGAUCUCAGCGUCCGUGGCCACGCUCGUCCUUCCCAUCUUCAUCUUCCUCUGGGCCAUGCUGUCUGUCCCCAGGCCCAGCAAACGCUUCUGGAUGACCGCUAUCGUCUACACAGAGGUCACCAUUGUGAUCAAGUACUUCUUCCAGUUUGGUUUCUUCCCCUUCAACCAGAACAUUGAGCUGGACAAGUCCAAACCCUUCCAUCCUCCCAACAUCAUUGGUGUGGAGAAGAGGGAGGGAUACGUGAACUAUGAUCUGGUUCAGCUGCUAGCUCUGUUCUUCCACCGAUCUAUUCUCAAGUGUCAUGGGCUGUGGGAUGAGGACAACCCCAGGGGAGGAGGGGGGGAAACCCCCAAGCAGCAUCACCAUGAGAGGGAGAAGAGGACCCGCUCCAGGUCAGUGGAGAAGCAGGCUGCGGAGGGAAGCAGCUCCCUGCUGGAGUCGGUCCGCACCCGCAUCCCCCGAAAAUUCCACUCCAUGUCCACCUCCACCUCGCUGCGCCGCAAGAGCUCCAGCGCCGCCUCCCACCUUUCCCAGCACACCGUGCGCUCCGCCCACUCCAAAGGAGACAGUGUGAGCUCACGGCCCGGCCUGCGGAGAGGGCACAGCCUGCGGAGAGGGGACAGCCUGCGGAGAGGGGACAGUGUGCUGAGUGUCCAACAGAGGAGCAAGAAGGAGAUGAUCCUGGAGAAACUCAGAGAGCAGCUCAUCAAAGCCAAGAGCUUCACUGUCAAAAAAACUCUAGAGAUGUACAUCCCCAUCCGUCAGUUCUUCUACAACCUGAUCCACCCAGAGUACAGUGCAGUGACAGACGUCUAUGUGCUCAUGUUCCUGGCCGACACUGUGGACUUUAUCAUCAUCGUCUUUGGCUUCUGGGCAUUUGGGAAACACUCUGCGGCGGCUGACAUCACUUCCUCCCUGUCGGAGGACCAGGUUCCCGAAGCCUUCCUGGUGAUGGUGCUGAUCCAGUUUGGCACCAUGAUCAUCGACCGAGCCCUCUACCUUCGCAAGACUGUCAUGGGAAAAGUCAUCUUCCAAGUCAUCCUGGUGUUCGGCAUCCACUUCUGGAUGUUCUUCAUCCUGCCUGGAGUCACAGAGAGACGGUUCAGUCAGAACACAGUGGCCCAGCUGUGGUACUUCGUCAAGUGCAUCUACUUUGGCCUGUCGGCCUAUCAGAUCCGCUGUGGCUACCCCACCCGCGUCCUGGGCAACUUCCUCACCAAGAGUUACAACUACCUCAAUCUUUUCCUCUUCCAAGGGUUCCGCCUGGUCCCAUUCCUGACGGAGCUGCGAGCGGUGAUGGACUGGGUGUGGACGGACACCACCCUCAGCCUGUCCAGCUGGAUCUGUGUAGAGGACAUCUACGCCCACAUCUUUGUCCUCAAGUGCUGGAGGAUGUCAGAGAAGAGGUACCCCCAGCCUCGCGGGCAGAAGAAGAAGAAGGUGGUGAAGUAUGGGAUGGGAGGUUUGAUCGUCAUGCUUCUUAUCUGCAUUGUUUGGUUCCCGCUGCUCUUCAUGUCACUGGUCAAGUCAGUGGCCGGGGUGGUCAACAAACCUCUGGACGUGUCGGUCACCAUCACCCUGGGAGGCUUUCAGCCCAUUUUCACUAUGAGUGCCCAGCAAAAUCAACUGAAGGACAUUAGCAAAGCAGAUUUUGCAGACUUCAUGAAUUCAUACAACUACAUUCCGUCAGCGAUGCAGUUCCUGGAGGCCUACACGUCAGCGGACGUGGCUGUGGCGGAGCUGGAGGGCAGUUCCAACUCCCUGUGGACCAUAAGCCCCCCCAGCAGGAAGAACCUGAUGGACGUUCUCAGCAAGGAGGAAUACUUCCCUGUCACCAUGUCCUGGACCAUCCAGAGGAAUCUCAGUCUUGGAGCCAAAGCUGAAGUUGCAACAGAUAAACAUAUAACAUACCUUGAUAUGACAACGCGACAAGAGUUAAUAGAUCUGCUGAAUGGGACCAGAAACCAGGCUGUGGUGAUAGAACAAGUCUUCCCAUGCUUCCUCAGAGCUCCCAGUGACUCCAAUGCCAAACCUAUAGAACAACUCUAUAAAGACAAAAGCUACAAGAACAUCCUGCUAGCCCUGGGGAGAACCCACAACAGCAGUGGAGAGAUCCAGGAGUGGUGGAUUGUGGACCAGCCGUCGGCAGGACAGAUCCAGAUGAGGGGUGCGGCGGUUGGGAAGACGAGAGAGGCGGGCCUCCAGCUGUACGUGUUCAGUGACAAAGUCAGCCCGCCCAGUCUGGGCUUCCUGGCAGGAUAUGGGAUCAUGGGUCUCUACGCCUCGGUGGUGCUCGUCAUCGGAAAGUUUGUGCGCGAGUUCUUCAGCGGCAUCUCGCACUCCAUCAUGUUCGAGGAGCUGCCCGUCGUGGACCGCAUCUUGAAGCUGUGUACCGACAUCUUCCUGGUUAGAGAGACGGGCGAGCUGGAGCUGGAGGAAGACCUGUAUGCCAAGCUCAUCUUCUUGUACCGAUCACCAGAGACGAUGAUCAAGUGGACCAGGGACCAGAAAACUAAGUGAGAUCAAGUCUCAGAAUGAGAUUUCUUUUAAAAAGCACAAUCCGGCAGGAAGUUCCAAGCUAGCUUGUUGCGCUCCCUGUCUUUUGGUGUGACUGUGAUAAGAACCAUCUCCAUAUCGAGCCUACAGUGAAACAAUGUGACCUACACAUGAAAGGUGACUGCAGAAGCAGUUUUUUGUUUGUACUUUUUUAGUGCAUCUCUGAAGAUUUGCAGCCAUCAGUCAGUCAGUGUGUUAGAGAUGACAGACAGAUGUCUGGCCUUUUUCCUAUUGGGAACCAUGAACCAUGGGUUGUGCAAUAUACUGUCCAGAUAGCUGGCUGUAAACUUGAACCGACAUGUUAUCUUGAGCUACACGGAAGAUAGGGGGGCAACGACAGAGACACUAGCCACUUGUAUUCUCCAAGAUAUUUUCCCUUACAGUAGCCUACUGGAGGUGCUUUGACUUUUCCAGCAAGACAACAGCGAGAGGUUGUGACAUGGAAAACAAGUUAAGAUACUUUGUUGCCGUUAUGUUGAUGUUUCUACAGAGUAAUCAAUAGAGCUGUCAUUCUCAGGAAAUGUAUAUCAUCUCACCAGAACGGGAAUACGUUUUUAUUUUUUACCUGUAGGACACCUAGGAGAAACAGUGAUGAUGUGAUGAACACUGAGUAUUUCUAUCAUAUUAUGGAGUAUGUUCAUGGAACCCCUAUGAAGACCUGUGAUUUGAGAAUAGGAGGGCAUCAAUACAGCCAUUCUUUUUUAAGCUUGUAACCUGUAUUGCUUGAAAACCCCUUUUUUUUUUUUUUUUUUUUACAUUGUUAGUGUUAAGUUCAUACGGUCAACCAAAAUGUGAUCAAGGCCAUCAAAUCCAUGCAAUACAAGGUGUAAGUGAAUAGAUUGUUUUCUUGUCAUGAGAAAGAAGAUGCAUAAUGUCUGUGCACCUCCACAGUGUAAGGAAUCCAGUUUGUGGUGUUAUUGUGGUUCAGCGACCUGAACAUAAAGCACAUGUUUGAAA